Messenger RNA from Durio zibethinus, 2368 nucleotides. Its product is annotated as serine carboxypeptidase-like 51. The record is from RefSeq and is a predicted model, not a curated record. Gene Ontology annotation, biological process: proteolysis. Gene Ontology annotation, molecular function: serine-type carboxypeptidase activity. NCBI's taxonomy places the organism in Eukaryota, Viridiplantae, Streptophyta, Magnoliopsida, Malvales, Malvaceae.
UUGAAGUUUUCACAUAGUAAUAUUGUUUUUAUUCUGUGACAGACAGAAACAAAAAGUACAUAUCCUAUCACCUACCGGCAUGGUGUAUGUGUAUAUAUUAGCCUCAUUUACCGCGUCUUUGCUUCAAAGUUGUGAACUGUGCAGUGGAUAUCUGGAAAACUUUUGCUUUUUCAUAAUGGAAAAAUUCAAUGUUCGUCUUCUCCUGGUUUUCUGUUCUCUUUCUUUGUUUGACGGAGGAAUAGCCAGAGCUGUCAAAUCCCAAGGUGGAUCAGAAGAAUGGGGUUAUGUUGAAGUGAGACCAAAAGCACACUUGUUUUGGUGGCUUUAUGAAAGUCCUUACAGAGUUGAACAGCCUUCCAAGCCAUGGCCAAUCAUUUUAUGGAUACAGGGUGGACCUGGUGCCUCAGGGGUUGGAAUUGGAAAUUUUGAGGAGAUUGGGCCAUUAGACACAAACUUGAAGCCAAGGAAUUCUACUUGGUUAAAAAAAGCUGAUCUUUUAUUUGUGGACAAUCCAGUUGGAACUGGAUACAGCUAUGUGGAGGAUGCAGAGUUGUUUGUGAAAACUGAUGAUGAGGCAGCAACUGAUUUAACUACUUUAUUGAUUCAAUUAUUUAAUACAAAUGAAAGCCUCCAAAAGAGUCCUCUGUACCUUGUGGCAGAGUCGUAUGGAGGAAAAUUUGCUGUCACUGCUGGAUUAUCAAUUCUGAAAUCCAUUGAAGCUGGAAAAUUGAAGCUAAAACUUGGAGGAGUUGCAUUGGGAAAUAGUUGGAUCUCACCGGAGGAUUUUGUGUUUUCUUGGGGGCCUCUUCUUAAGGAUGUUUCAAGGCUGGAUAACAAUGGUCUGGAAAUAUCAAACAGCCUGGCUGAGAAGAUUAGCCAGCAACUCAAAGAUGGUCAAUAUACUGAAGCAACAAAUACAUGGCUUCAACUUGAGACCGUAAUUGGUGACAACAGCAAUCAAGUGGACUUCUACAAUUUCCUUCUGGAUUCAGGAAUGGGUCCAGUAGCUUUAACAGGUUCAGCUUUCUCCAAUGGGAAUUUUGCAGUGAACAGAUACUCAAGAUAUCUGAAUUCCUUGAGGUUUGCUGCUGGAAAUAAUGAGGGUAAUCUUGAUAGUUUGAUGAAUGGUGUCAUCAAGAAGAAGCUUAAGAUCAUCCCAGCUAAUGUGUCAUGGGGAGGGCAGUCAAGUUAUGUUUUCUCAUAUUUAGAAGGUGAUUUUAUGAAGCCAAGGAUUGCUGAGGUUGAUGAGCUGCUUUCUAAAGGAGUCAAUGUCACGGUCUACAAUGGGCAACUUGAUGUAAUUUGUGCAACAAAGGGAGUUGAAGCCUGGGUUGAUAAGCUCAGGUGGGAAGGACUCAAAGAUUUUCUAAGCAAGAAAAGAACUCCUCUUUACUGUAAAGACGAUCAAGCUACCAAAGGCUUCAUCAAAUCAUACAAAAACCUGCAAUUUUAUUGGAUUCUUGAGGCAGGACACUUUGUACCGGCGGAGCAGCCCUGUGUAUCAUUAAACAUGGCUGGUGCAAUCACACAGUCGCCAGCUGCAGAAGCUUCUUAAGUAUUAAAAAGGAAAAUGACAUUUCAAUAAAACAAACAACAAGGAAACAGAGGUUUGCUUAUCUUCAGAAAUAGUUCAGAAGCUGAGACCACACGAAAAGCAAUUAUUGCACAGAGAGAGAAGAUUAUCGAUGAAGAGGAAAGCUAGCUAUCUGCUCCAGGUUGUACUUUUUUAUGAUCACGUUCACAGGGUAAGAGAAAGAAUACAAGUAGGUUAUUGGUUUUUUAGAACAUUGCAAAUGAAAAAUCGAAGAAGGGAAGAAAAAAAUUUUAACCAACAAAAGCUGAGAUCCAUGGUUUUUGUUCCUUUGGUUGUCACACCCAACAUUAAAAGGUUGGGACAUUAUAGUAUAGGUUUGAAAAUCUUUAAUUUCUAAGACCCAAACUUCAAUGCACAACUGUAAGAGAUAAUGAGACAAUAUAAAUGGCAUUUCAGCAAUAAGGCCGUUUGAUAUUGUGAUCACAAUUGUCAAAUUUGAUCACAAUAAAACGCAAAAAUAUGAUUAAAAACUGCAAUAGCUUGUAGGUGUCUAUAAAUGUAAUUUAAAGUAAUUGCAAUUGCAAUGCCAAAUUUUAGACUAAAAAUAAUUGCUAAUCAACAAAUAAAUAACAAAAUCCUCAUUGAGAAACAAAUCCUCAAAUAAACAACAAAUUCCUUUUUUUUUAAAUGGGAUCAUGAAUUUUGACUGAGUAAAUCUUUGAGUGUUGUAGUGCUUUUUACUGGGUCCCAAGAAAUACCCAAAGCCCCACAAAAAAGGGUCACCAGGGGCGGCCAGAGUUGCUGUUGACGGAAGACUAGCAGGGGGUAAAAACA